GAGAAAGCCGAACAGAUCAGACGAGCGCUCGUCUGGUAUGUAAACAAGGUCAGGCACUGCAGCAGACACAGACCAAACACUUCGCUAAAGCAGGACCACUCGGCUUUUUUCCAACAAGAGAAGCACAAAGCUUCAAGCAAUUGAUUGCAGGACGCUAGCACACAGCCGCCAAGAUGAUGCAGUGUUUUCACUUCAUGGUGGAGCCGGCCAAAAACUUCACGGCUAAGAUUAAGGAAUCACACAAAAGGACAAACAGGGAGAAGACGGAGCCUCUGGAUGAAGAUCAGCAGUUUAUUUUGGAACUGGCAAGAGAUCUCAGCCGAGUGUGCCAGAGAUCAGCAGUCCUGGAGUACAUCUGGAACCAAGAGGAUGUCUGGCCAACUCCUCUCUGCAAGGUCUUCAUCCUGCAGUGGGCAUACAUACUGGAGAGCAAGAAGAAGACCCUGCAGACCGAUGGCUGGCCAGAGAUGGAUGAGACCAAACUCUAUAAUCUGGUGAAUGUACAGGACCUCCUACAGGCCAAGAAUGUGGUUCUCAACUGGGUCAUGGAUCUGAGAGCUCAGCCUGAGCAAAGUGUGUGGCCUGGAGAGCCAGUGGCAAAGGUUCUGGAGGACCUACAGUCAGCCUGGCGCUGGGGCCGCGCACCCAACCUGAUAACCGCCAUGGAGCUGGUCAUGUGGACUCUGAUGCUCCAGCGCCCUGAUAAGGACAUGAUACCACAGCAGUGGCUUCUGUGGAAGCAGAAGACUCAGAAGAUUGGUGCUGUAUCCUACAUUCCUCAGCCAGUGUGGGACUGGAUCACAGAUGCUGCAGUGGACGUGGCCCUUGAUCUGGACACAGCGAACCCCGAUUUGCUCAUUUCCACUGAUGAGAAGAAGAUGCGCUGUGGCUUUGAAAGGAAAGAUAUCCCUAACUACCACCAGCGUUUCGACGGCUGGUGGUGUGCCCUGGGACUGGAGGGCUUGGGCUCCGGCCGCCACUACUGGGAGGCAGAGGUGGGAGAGCGUGAUUGGCGGCUGGGCGUGGCCAAAGAGUCCGCCCUGAGGAAAGGCUUCAAGUCCCUGAACACAGACACGGGGUAUCUGACCCUCCGGCUGGAGAGGGGCACUGAGCUGAAGGCGCUGACGGUGCCCUUCACUGCCUUGCCGCCGGGUCUCAUCCCCCGUAAGGUGGGCGUCUACCUUGAUUAUGAUAAUAGCCAGUUGUCCUUCUAUGAUGUAGAAAAACACACGCACAUUUACACCUAUAAUGAGACCUUCACCGACAAGCUGUUCCCUUUGUUUGGGACGGUGGAGAUCGGUAAGGAUCUGGUGAUCAAGUCUCCAUUGGUCAAAACCCACUGUCUCUGUCCUGCAUCCUGCCUGUGGGGUUAAGUUUCCCUCUGUACGCUCUUCCUAGAGGACCCAGUAGACAUCACGAUAGAGUAUAACCAAUCAGAAUCAAUAAGAGGAAUCCCUGCGUUAAAGACCAUCAUUGUGCUGUGGUAUAGCUCCACUAUGUGACCACUCUGUAUGCUGCUACGGCUUUAAUGUUAUUGCUGCUACCGCCUUCUCACUAUAUGUCUAUCCAUACUGUAUUUUCAUACAUUUGAGGGGAAGCUGGUUGUUUGACUUCUAUGUAUUGUGCACUACUAAUCAACAAUGAGAAUGCACUUCUGUGAAUAAUAAAUAAACCAAAUCAAGUCUU
Molecule: messenger RNA, 1686 nt
Organism: Cololabis saira (Pacific saury)
Lineage: Eukaryota; Metazoa; Chordata; Actinopteri; Beloniformes; Belonidae
Product: butyrophilin subfamily 3 member A3
Exons: 10
Coding region: 174-1373 (399 amino acids)
Molecular function (GO): protein binding
Source: RefSeq, a predicted model, not a curated record